GGUUUUGCCCAGCUCCUGAACGAUCUGAUUACAUUCGAGCCCUUCACUCCGGUAGUCCUAUCAAGCCCUAACAAUGGCGGCUCCGAUCGAAUCGGUGCAAUGUUUCGGACGCAAGAAGACGGCUGUGGCCGUCACGUACUGCAAGCGCGGCAGGGGUUUGAUUAAGAUCAAUGGCUGUCCAAUCGAGCUGGUUGAGCCAGAGAUCUUGCGCUUCAAGGCCUAUGAGCCCAUCCUCCUCCUUGGACGCCACCGUUUCUCCGGUGUCGAUAUGCGUAUCAGGGUGAAGGGUGGAGGUCACACCUCGCAGAUCUACGCCAUCCGCCAGAGCAUCGCCAAGGCUCUUGUUGCGUUUUACCAGAAGUACGUCGACGAACAGAGCAAGAAGGAGAUCAAAGACAUUCUGGUCAGGUAUGAUAGGACUUUGCUUGUUGCCGAUCCUAGACGCUGUGAGCCCAAGAAGUUUGGUGGUCGUGGUGCUCGUGCUAGGUUUCAGAAAUCAUAUCGUUGAUCGAAGACUACUUGGGAACUAUGGCGGAGAGGCGUUAGUCGGUAAUGAUUAUUUUUGUUGGGUUCUAAGUUCACAUAGUUUCGGAGACUUAAACUUAUGGUUCAGUAACUUCAGUUCAUGCUCUAGUAUAAGUAUUUGGAUUUGGAAGACUUGAGUUUCCGUUGAUAUUACGAUAAUUGCAAUCAAAAUGCUUUUUGGAACAUCUGAAUUUAUCUCCCAGUCAUUUCUGUUUGUUUUAGAUGAAGGUCGUUAUGAAGAAAAAUAGCCAUUGUUAUUGAUAAAUGAUAAUUUAUAUUCUAUACAUUUUUGUUGAA
Momordica charantia (bitter melon) is the source of this 822-nucleotide messenger RNA. Its product is annotated as small ribosomal subunit protein uS9. Gene Ontology annotation, molecular function: structural constituent of ribosome; RNA binding. Gene Ontology annotation, biological process: maturation of SSU-rRNA from tricistronic rRNA transcript (SSU-rRNA, 5.8S rRNA, LSU-rRNA); translation. Gene Ontology annotation, cellular component: ribosome; cytosolic small ribosomal subunit. The record is from RefSeq and is a predicted model, not a curated record. Lineage: Eukaryota; Viridiplantae; Streptophyta; Magnoliopsida; Cucurbitales; Cucurbitaceae.